Messenger RNA from Ostreobium quekettii, 2364 nucleotides. The record is from the annotation of a GenBank genome assembly. NCBI's taxonomy places the organism in Eukaryota, Viridiplantae, Chlorophyta, Ulvophyceae, Bryopsidales, Ostreobiaceae.
AUGACUCCUUUGUCGGUGUCAGCUUCGACUACCAUCAUCAAGCAGGGAGAGGUGGAUGCAACAAAAUUUUAUGUGUUGGAAAGUGGAAAAUGCGAGGUAUACCUCUUCAACGAGUCCUGGGCGGAGGAGAGACUUGUGCACACCUAUCAUCCUGGGAGCGGCUUUGGCGAGCUUGCUCUUCUGUACUCUGCGCCUCGAGCUGCCACGGUCAAGGCCGUCAUGGCCUGCAAAUUGUGGGUCAUGGAGAGAUCAGUUUACUCAGCUGUGAAGCACAAUUUCGAUCAACAAAUGAUACAGCAAAGGCAGCAGCUAGUGGAAAAGGUGCCUCUUCUGCAAAUGCUGUCCGAAGACCACAAGGCUAUUCUUGCAGAGGCAUUGGAAAUGGUGGAUUUUCAGCACGACCAGCGUAUACUCAACGAGCAGGAAGUGGGAGACAAGUUCUUCAUAAUUCGAGAAGGAAAUGUGAAUGUCACAAAGCAGGGCAACGUCAUCGACAAACUGGGGCCCGGUGACUAUUUCGGGGAGAGAGCUCUUAUCCAGGACGACAAGAGAGCCGCCAGUGUCGUUGCUCAAGGCUAUGUGGUUUGCUACACACUUAGCAGGCAGAACUUCAACAACAUCCUGGGACCCAUCGAGGUUCUGUGGAGGUAUGAGGUCCUGAAAAAGGUCCCCAUUUUGUUCAACCUCAGCGAUAGACAAGCCUGGAGUCUUGCGCAGCAAAUGCAGCCUGCUCAUUUCAAGGCAAACGAAGUCGUUCUUCGCAAAGGAGAUGAAGGGGAUACAUUUUACGUUAUUGAGGACGGCCUUUUCUCAAUAUUCGAUGAAAACAAAUGUGAACUGGCGCGAGUCGGAAAGGGUUCCUGUUUUGGAGAGCUAGCACUUUUGAGACGAGAUGUUCGAGCUGCUAACGUAGUAGCGAUCGCUGAUUCCAAGUGUCUGCUGCUGCACCGGGAUGUCUUCAAUUCCAUGCUGGGGAGUUUAGGUCAGAUUCAGCAUGUCUGGAGGUUCGAGGCGCUGAGGAGAGUGCCAAUAUUAGCUCAGCUGACGCCUGGACAAAGAUCCUCGUUAUGCUCCGCGUUCAAACAGGAGUCUUUCAAAGCUGGAAAACGGAUCGUGAAACAAGGAGAACAGGGCGAUAGGUUCUACAUCGUAGAGUCUGGCAUCGUGGGAGUAUUCAAAGACGGAUGCGAGAACCCUCUCGUCAAACUUGGUCCAACGUCGUAUUUCGGAGAGCUGUCUUUGCUGAGAAACGACAAGCGCGCCGCCUCGGUGAUUUGCCUCACCAAUGUGACGGUCCUGUCGCUCAACAGGGCCGGCUUCGAUGAGCUCCUGGGACCUUUGCAGCAGAUCAUGCAGACCCAGGCCUCGUCUUAUGACGCCGUUACGAGCAACAAACUUGGAACUCAGGUUAAGCUCGAGGACCUGAAGAAACAUGGGGUGCUGGGAACUGGAGGCUUCGGUCGCGUGUUGCUCGUAUCCCAUUGUGGCAAGUUCUACGCCCUCAAGUGCAUGAGCAAGGCUUACGUGAAAGAGUCAAAUUUACAGGACCAUGUCAAGCGAGAAAGGGACAUCAUGCUGGAAUUGCAGUGUCCCUUUAUAGUCAAUUUGUUGGCCACUUUCAAGGACACCUACACCGUUUACAUGUUGAUGGAGUCCAUUAUGGGAGGGGAGCUCUUCACGUACCUCCAGAAAAGAAGAAAGCCUCUCAGCGAGAAUCACGCCCGAUUCUACGCGGCGUGCGUUAUUGGAGCCUUCGAGUAUUUGCAAGAGCGGCACCUCGUCUACCGCGACUUGAAACCAGAGAACCUCCUCAUCAACGUUGACGGGUAUCUGAAGGUCACCGACUUUGGUUUCGCCAAGAAAAUGCCCACCGGGGGAAAGACCUACACCCUUUGUGGGACUCCGGAGUACUUGGCUCCCGAGUUGGUCACGCAAACUGGGCACAAUCACGCGGCUGACUGGUGGGCUGUGGGUGUCCUCAUUUACGAAUUGGUGACAGGGCGGCCCCCUUUCUAUGACGAUGACCGAGUUAAAAUGUUCAAAAAGAUUUGCGAUGUGAAAUUCUCCUUUCCCCAGCACGUUUCAGAGGAAUUAAGAGAUCUCAUCAAACGACUCCUUAUGAAGAAGCCGGCGAUGCGCCUUGGGGCUCAGAAGAACGGAGCUUCUGAUGUGAAGGCACAUGCAUGGUUCAAAGGAUUCAACUGGCCAGCUUUUGAGCGCCAGGAGCUGCAGCCUCCCUACCUGCCAAAGGUCGCUGGGCCCGGGGACGCGAGCAAUUUCGUUAUCCCGGCAGAUGCCAAUACUCACCCCGCUAUGCAGCAACCAAAGAGAUAUGUGUCUACAGGCGUCUUCAAAGACUUUUAG